GGCAGGCUCUGAGGCCGUCUAAACGUUCUAGCUUCUCGCUCUCUACACUCACAACAGUAAGGACCACCCCUUGAAGCCUUAGUGUUACUCGGUCUUGUUAGUAUCACAGAUAGUCGCGAUCGCUAGGACUCGAAUAGUUGGGGAAAUGGUUGUAAUCCCACCUGGAGAGCCCAAGGAGUCCCAGAAACCUCAGCCUCCUGGUAGUAUGGCUCUGGUCGCCUUGGUUACCGCCUGUACAGUGUGCGGUCUGUUCAUCUUAUGGAGAAGAGCCGAUGCUGUUCGUGCUGUGGUUUCCCAUCGUCUGAAAACACUUAGGAGACCGGAAGGGCGAAUACGGUUGAGUGAGGACGACGGGCUUCCAGCCCAUGAGCCCAUACACGACGAUGCAGACGAAGACGAGCUCGACGAUAGUGACGACGAGCCCUUGACCGAACGACCAUCACCGAAAGAUUCCCCUUCAGCAACAGCGAGUAAUGAAAAUCGGCCUUGAUUUCAUUGCAUUCUUUAUGCUUAGUCAAUCUGGCUUGAUACCAGUCUUGACUUAUUAUUCGCCGGAGAGACGUUGUGUAUUUAUUUAUGGACAGAUCCCUGUAUCAUAAGAAUUACUGCUAAUAAUAACGGCGAUUGGACUUUC
Molecule: messenger RNA, 634 nt
Organism: Marasmius oreades (fairy-ring Marasmius)
Lineage: Eukaryota; Fungi; Basidiomycota; Agaricomycetes; Agaricales; Marasmiaceae
Exons: 4
Coding region: 146-490 (114 amino acids)
Source: RefSeq, a predicted model, not a curated record